AUGAAACAAACCAUAUUUCUUGUUUUUGUGGUGAUCUUAGCUGUACGUGGGGUCUUCAUCUCCGAUUUCUUGUAUAGAAACCCCACUUACGACAACUGGGCAACUGGGUCAACCAAUAUUAUAUCAAUACUUAUUUCCCGAAGUUCAACACACUGUGCAUCUUAUUGUACAAGAAAUGACGAGUGUAAAUCCAUCAUGUACAACAUGAACACCCACUUCUGUCAACUUCUGUCUGUUCACAUGGAUGCAGUGUCAGUCACAGGACCACAGUCUUACAUUGGAUGGAUUUAUUAUGAGAGAAAAUUUGAUUGUUCAAAAUGGCACUAUCGUUUCGGUAAUUGGUAUUUGUUGGAUUCUAAUUACAGAACAUUCAAUGAUUCUCGGACAUUUUGUGCCAGCCUGUCUCCACCGUCUCGUGUCAUUGAAGUGCACUCUCAAGCUGAAAAUGAGUGGCUAAUCGAGUUAUCAUCUACCAUUUGUAAAGUACCAUACGAAUACUGGCUGAACGGAUACGAUACAGAUAAUUCCGGGACGUUUACAUGGAUUAAUGGUCAAACUCCGUCAACCUACACUUACUGGAAUAAUGGUCAACCGGAUGAUUAUUAUGGAAUCGGCUCUGAAAAAUGUAUUGCAUCAUCUACUGGAUAUGGAGGAGUGUGGAAUGAUAUUCCAUGCACGGAGACGAGGCCGGUUGUUUGUAAAAGUAAUUCCUAG
Molecule: messenger RNA, 714 nt
Organism: Magallana angulata
Lineage: Eukaryota; Metazoa; Mollusca; Bivalvia; Ostreida; Ostreidae
Product: perlucin-like protein
Exons: 4
Coding region: 1-714 (237 amino acids)
Molecular function (GO): signaling receptor activity
Source: RefSeq, a predicted model, not a curated record